AUGAACUGGUAUCCCGAUGCAAUGUCGCGGGUCUCCCAGCAUCGGCACGACAACUGGACACUGCUGGUCUCCUUGGGCGCGCCAAGGGUGCUGACAGUGGACAGGGCACAAGUCCUCAUGGAGGAUGGGGACCUCAUCCUCUUUGGUACACAGAGCCAUGGGGUUCCUGAAAUGCCCAGCGCAGCCGGCGGCCGCCUAAGCCUGGUCUUCAUGUUUGCUCCUGACCAAGCGGUGGGCACCGCGGCCGAGACCCGGGCAAGCGCGGGUGGUGCUGCCGCCCGCCGCGGGGGUGUCGCCCCUCCGGAGCUGCCGAAGCCACGAUGUGUCCUGACGCCGGAGGAGCUGCAGUUUGCUGCUUUGUCGGCUGAGUCGCAAUGGGAGGUUGGACAUGAUAGACAUGACGGGGCCUACAUGCCGCCAGAGGGCGGCCAAAUAGAUGAAGGCCAUGGUUUGGAUGCUUUGUGUGCAAUGGGCUUCUCGUGUGAGCAGGCCCGAGCGGCCCUCUUGGCAACAGAAGGUGACACCGAACAGGCUGUUUCCCUGCUGCUUUCCAGUGCAUGA
This is a messenger RNA of Symbiodinium natans, 561 nucleotides long. The record is from the annotation of a GenBank genome assembly. Lineage: Eukaryota; Dinophyceae; Suessiales; Symbiodiniaceae.